Molecule: messenger RNA, 1033 nt
Organism: Pezoporus flaviventris
Lineage: Eukaryota; Metazoa; Chordata; Aves; Psittaciformes; Psittacidae
Gene: BPHL
Product: biphenyl hydrolase like
Exons: 7
Coding region: 47-910 (287 amino acids)
Source: RefSeq, a predicted model, not a curated record
UCCCUUUCUCUCUUCUCUCCCCGCGGGGUCGGCCUCGGUGGGUAAAAUGGUUCGGCGGAGCGCAGGUCGGGCCCUCCGGGUGCUGCUGCUGCCCGCCCGGGCCGCGCCGCUCAUGCCCCGGGGACCGGCCGCCUGCUACGGUACUUCAAUAACAUCUGCCAAAGUCCAAGUGAAUGGAGUCCACCUGCAUUAUCAGCAGACAGGAGAAGGAAGCCAUGCAGUUCUUCUGCUUCCCGGAAUGCUAGGGAGUAGUCAAACUGAUUUUGGACCACAACUUAAGUCCAUGAAUAAGCAACUUUUCACAAUUGUUGCUUGGGAUCCUCGAGGAUAUGGACAGUCCAUUCCACCAUCACGAGACUUUCCUCCGGAUUUCUUUGAGAGGGAUGCAAAAGAUGCUGUGGAUCUUAUGCAGGCAUUGAAAUUUAAGAAGUUCUCUUUGCUGGGGUGGAGUGAUGGUGGAAUUACAGCACUCAUUGCAGCUGCAAAGUAUCCAACUCUUAUCCACAAGCUGGUUGUCUGGGGAGCAAAUGUCAGCGUUACUCAAGAGGAUGUGAGAAUUUAUAAUGGCAUCAGAGAUGUUUCAAAAUGGAGUGAAAAGGUCAAGAAACCCCUGGAAGAGAUGUAUGGGCAUAAGUACUUAGCAAAAACCUGCGAGGCUUGGGUAGAUGGAAUAUCUCGCUUUGCUGAAAAUACAGAUGGUAAUAUCUGCCAAGAGUUGCUGCCAGAUAUUAAAUGUCCCACAUUUAUAAUUCAUGGUGAGAAAGACUGUUUGGUUCCACAAGCUCAUGCAGAAUACAUUCAUAAGCACGUCAAAGGCUCUCGGCUGCUUCUGAUGCCAGAAGGAAAGCAUAAUCUACACCUGCGUUUUGCAGAGGACUUCAACAGAGAGGUGGAAGACUUCCUACGCUGAAAAGAGUAGGAAACAACCUGGAGGUGUUUCUUUUUGCUUUGUUUGGGAAUUCUAGUAGGCUUUCAAUUUUCAUUCAAGUUACAGGAAGGCUUGAAUCCUGUAAUUAAAAAAAUGUGAAAGAUA